AUGAAAUGGAUCAAAGUUAUACCCUUACCAAACGCAAAUCAGGAAGAUGUAAUCGAUUUUAUCCAGAAGCAUAUUCUUUAUACAUUUGGAAUCCUAGAGAUUGUCACAACAGAUCAAGGGUCAGUAUUCACUGGUCGAAAGAUGCAAGAAUUUGCUAAAGAAAUGGGUUUCAAACUAUUAACUUCGAUUCCAUAUUAUGCUCAGGCUAAUGGACAAGUCGAAGCUGCUAAUAAAUUGAUCAUUGGUUUAAUUAAGAAGCAUGUGGGGAAGAAGUCUAGAAAUUGGCACAAAAAUCUAGAACAAAUUUUGUGGGCAUGUCGUACCUCUCCCAAAGAAGACACUAAGUUGACCCCUUUUCGGCUGACUUUUGGUCAUGAUGUUGUUUUGCUAGUAGAGAUUCACCUACAAUCCACAAGGAUUCAAAGGCAUCAUGAAAUUCCAACAGAGUCAUUUUGGAGCAUGAUGCUGGAUGAAUUAGUUGAUCUAGAUGGAGAAAGGUUAAAUGCCUUGGAGUUAUUAAAAUGGCAGAAUAAGAGAGUAAAGAACUCUUAUAAGAAAAAGGUGAAAAUCAAAAGUUUUUCGCCUGAAGACUUGGUCUGGAAAGUGAUCCUUCCAAUGGAUUGA
Lathyrus oleraceus (garden pea) is the source of this 624-nucleotide messenger RNA. RefSeq lists its product as uncharacterized. Gene Ontology annotation, molecular function: nucleic acid binding. Bases 1 to 624 code for a protein of 207 amino acids. The transcript has a single exon. Gene Ontology annotation, biological process: DNA integration. The record is from RefSeq and is a predicted model, not a curated record. Lineage: Eukaryota; Viridiplantae; Streptophyta; Magnoliopsida; Fabales; Fabaceae.